CCCCCCCCUCACCGUCGCCGCCGCACCAUACCAUAGCACACACCUACACCAACACCAAGCCCACCGGAAUGGCGUCUUGCCCUCUGUUCCUCCUAGCCCCACAACCUCCUCCUCCGCUCGUCACCGCCCGCCACUGCCCCUCGCCUCUCUCUGGCCGCGCACACCCCCGAAUUAGCUACGGUGCCCCCCGCCUCCGCCGCCGUCAGAGCUGCCGCUGCUCCUCCUCCCCCUGUUCUUCUUCUUCAUCCUCGUCCGGCCCUCGCGAGCGCUCUCCGAGGCCUCGGCAGCAGAAGCAGCGAACGGAGCAGCGGCCCGGCCGCGGCAGCGCCGUGGACCCCGUGGGCUUCCUCGUCAAGACUGGCGUCUCCGACCGCGCAUUCGCCCAGUUCCUUCGCGACCGGCACAAGGCUUUGAAGGACCGCAGAUGGGAGCUGUACUCUCGGUUUAUUGAUCUAAAAGAGGGGUCCUCUGGGUAUGAGUUAUUGGGAAUGCACCGUCAUCGGCAGCAUCGUGUGGAUUUCAUGGACUGGGCACCAGGUGCUCGGUAUUGUUCUCUGAUUGGUGAUUUUAAUCAGUGGUCGGCAACUGAAAACUGUGCACGAGAAGGCCAUUUGGGACAUGAUGAUUUCGGGUAUUGGUUUGUGAUACUUGAAGAUAAGCUCAGAGAAGGGCAAGAACCAGAUGAAUACUUUUUCCAGGAGUACAAUUAUGUGGAUGAUUAUGAUAAAGGUGACAAUGGUGUUGAUGCUAAAGAUUUAAUCCGUAGAAUGAAUGAAGAGUAUUGGGAACCUGGAGAAGUUACGUCACGCAAGUCUCGGUGGGAGACAGUUGCAAAGCUAUACGAGCAGAUGUUUGGCCCAAAUGGUCCGCAGACAGAAGAAGAGCUAGGUGAAAUACCUGAUGCUGAAACCAGAUAUAAAAACUGGAAAGCCACACAAAAGGAUGAGUCAUCCAGUUCAUCGCCUUCCUACGACAUCAUUGAUACUGGGCAGGAGUUUGGCAUUUUCAAUGUUGUAACUGAUCGAGCAUCGUUUGAAAAGUUUCAAGCAAAGGCAACUCCUCUUGCUUACUGGGUUGAAAUGAGGAAAGGAAGAAAAGCCUGGAUAGAGAAAUAUGUUCCAGCGAUUUCUCAUAAAGACAAGUACAGGAUUUAUUUUAAUACUCCUGAUGGUGCUUUAGAACGCGUGCCUGCUUGGGCAACUUAUGUUCUUCCAGACGCAGAGGGGAUGCAAUCCUAUGCAGUACAUUGGGAGCCUCCUCCAGAAGAAAUUUACAAAUGGAGAUUUGGACGACCGAAAGUCAAAGGUUCACUUAGGAUAUAUGAAUGUCAUGUUGGAAUAAGUGGAUCUGAGCAAAAGAUAUCGUCGUUUCAAGAGUUCACAUCCAACGUACUACCUCACAUAAAAAAUGCUGGAUAUAAUGCUGUUCAAAUAAUUGGAGUCGUGGAGCACAAGGAUUACUCCUCCGUUGGCUAUAAGGUCACAAAUUAUUUUGCAGUCAGUAGCAGAUUUGGCACCCCAGACGACUUCAAGAAACUAGUGGACGAGGCACACGGUCUUGGGUUGCUGGUUCUUAUUGAUAUUGUCCACUCCUAUGCAUCAGCGGACGAAAUGGUUGGGUUAUCCCUUUUUGAUGGGUCUAACGAUUGUUACUUCCACAGCGGGAAAAGAGGGCAUCACAAAUACUGGGGCACUAGAAUGUUCAAAUAUGAUGAUGUUGAUGUUCUGCACUUCUUGUUGUCUAAUUUAAGUUGGUGGGUUACCGAAUACAAGAUCGAUGGAUUCCAGUUUCACUCACUCUCUUCUAUGUUAUAUACCCACAAUGGUUUUUCUACAUUUACUGGUGCCAUAGAAGAGUAUUGCAAUCAAUACGUUGACAAGGAUGCGCUGAUAUACCUAAUUCUAGCAAAUGAGAUGUUACAUGAACUCCAUCCAGAUAUUAUAACAAUAGCAGAGGAUGCAACAUAUUAUCCUGGGUUGUGUGAACCAACCACCCAAGGCGGAUUAGGAUUUGACUACUGGGCCAAUCUUUCUAUUCCAGAAAUGUGGUUGUGGCAUCUUGAAAAUGUUCCAGAGCGAGAGUGGAGCAUGAACAAGAUUAUGAAAGUAUUGAUAAGCAGCAACCAUCAUAUGCUAUCUUACGUUGAAAAUCACAACCAGUCGAUAUCAGGGCGGAAGUCUUUUGCCGAGAUAAUUCUUAAUACAGGAAUGUACUCUAGUGGGUCAGUGGAUGAUGAUUUGAUUUUCAAGGCUUCCUCAUUGCUCAAGAUAAUCAAGUUGAUUACUUUUACAACGAGUGGAGGUGCAUAUCUCAAUUUCAUGGGUAAUGAAUUUGCUCAUCCAAAGAGGGUUGAGUUUCCCAUGUCAAGCAAUGACUAUUCCUUCCACCUAGCUUGUCGGCAGUGGGAACUAUUGGACAAGGGUGUUCACAAGCAUAUUUUCAAUUUUGACAAGGAUAUAAUGAGCUUGGAUGAAAAUGAAAGGGUAACUUCGAGAGGUUCACUCAAUGUUCAUCACUGUGACGAUACAAACAUGGUGAUAUCUUUCACAAGGGGGCCUUUCCUUUUUGUAUUUAAUUUCAAUCCAGAAGUCCCCUAUCAACUGUAUCGUGUUGGUGUGGAUGAAGCUGGGGAAUACCAACUUAUCUUAAACACGGAUGAAACUAAAUAUGGUGGCCGUGGGGAACUCAAGAGUAGUCAGUAUAUGAAAAAGACUAGUGACAGAAGAGCUGAUGGCUGUCGCAACUCCUUGGAAUUGGCAUUAGCAUCUAGAAAUGCUCAGGUAUACAAGUUGGUCCGAAUCUUGAGAAUAUAGGCUGUCGACACUAAUUACUGUGACAUACCAAAUAAUCAAUGUCCUCCGAAGAUGGACUAUCAUUGCCAAUGUUCAAGUUGGAAACAUGGGUGUCGAAAAUGAGAUUGGAGUCAGCAUACAAGUCAAGCUCCCCCAGCGCGGCAAGCUCAGUGAAAAGCUUUGACUGUGCUAUAAAUUCUGGCCAUGAGCAAGUUCUCAAAAAUAAAACAUGCCAUUUCAGCUACAGUACACCUGGUGCUUGCCCGGAUCUUGAAAGGACCCCGCUACCCCCUGAUGGCAUUUGCUAACCCCCUGAUGGCAUUUUAUGUGUACUGGGUGAGACAGGGGGGUGGCAUUUUAUGUGUACAGUUUGUUUGAAUUCCGGGGAGAUUUUGUCAGAAAACUGCCACCGUCAGAUCUAGAUCUAAUGGCUCUGGGGGUGUUCGCCAGGAUAGAUCUGACGGCUCUGGGGGUGUUUGCCAGGAUUUUGGUCUCUUGGAUAACAUUUCCCUCAUGAAAUCACCUCAUUCCAGAUAUAAUGGUUAACUCCCCAUAGGUAGAGCAUGGAUGCGCGAUUGACGAUGUAAGGUUCAGUUCGAGCAUAGUGGAGCAAUGUGUUGGAUUUGUUACAACGGUGGUUUAAUUUUAACUAUAAGCUUCACAGUCGGUCGAUCGAUCGGGAACGAAUGGAGCAGAUGAUCUGCAGCAACUAUUGUUGACGUUAGUAUUGGGAAAGCUAAUAAUUCACUUAGCUAGUCUCAUCUUUGUGCAAAGAGAACUUGAACAUCAAGAAUAGGUUCGAUGUUUGCAGGAGAGACGAAUAAGGUAGCGCUACAUGUUUCUCUUAGAGCUUACCAGCAGUUUAGUAAAAGCAAUGUUUGUUCAUUCAUGACUAAGUUUCCGGUGCUCAUAUUUUUGGUUGGAAGACUCAAUGCAGCAAAGUCAUUUUGUGUGGUUGCGUC
Molecule: messenger RNA, 3754 nt
Organism: Triticum urartu
Lineage: Eukaryota; Viridiplantae; Streptophyta; Magnoliopsida; Poales; Poaceae
Product: Alpha amylase family protein
Biological process (GO): glycogen biosynthetic process
Cellular component (GO): cytoplasm
Molecular function (GO): cation binding; hydrolase activity, hydrolyzing O-glycosyl compounds; 1,4-alpha-glucan branching enzyme activity
Source: RefSeq, a predicted model, not a curated record